Botrytis cinerea B05.10 is the source of this 913-nucleotide messenger RNA. RefSeq lists its product as hypothetical. Gene Ontology annotation, cellular component: endoplasmic reticulum membrane. The record is from RefSeq and is a predicted model, not a curated record. Gene Ontology annotation, biological process: vacuolar proton-transporting V-type ATPase complex assembly. The transcript is spliced from 3 exons. Bases 235 to 582 code for a protein of 115 amino acids. NCBI's taxonomy places the organism in Eukaryota, Fungi, Ascomycota, Leotiomycetes, Helotiales, Sclerotiniaceae.
GAUACAUAUAUAUAUACACAUACAUAUAUCAAAUUGCUUUGCAAAGAUCAGCCAGCCAGCCAGCCAGCCAGCCAGAUAUUCAGAUAUCCAGAUCUACAAGGAAAAACAAAUAACAACCAGAUUUCAAUAACAUCCCAAAACAAAAACCAGUUAUCCAUCUAUUUCCCACCAAGUAUUCCAAACAUCCAUCUAUUUCAACUACUCACACCCCUCACCUCCUCACAAACCAAUCCAAUGGCGACUCAACGACGAACCCCCCACGACCGCAUCGCAGCCGGCGAAGAAAAAGAAGCAGAAUUCAAACCCGUCGUGGGAGGCAAGAGUAACAUUGCACCUGCUGUUCCGGCACACGUAAUAUUCAAACUCCUCGGAUUCACCCUCGCCAUGAUCGUCGUCCCAAUAGGUUCCUAUUUCCUAACUUUGAAUUAUGUCUAUCGAGGAAACUCCACCUUCGCCGGCGCCACCGCCGCCAUAAUGGCCAACGUCGUCCUCAUCGGCUACGUAAUCGUCGCCAUGAAAGAAGACCAGAGCGAAGCACUUGAAGCCGCCGCGAAGGAAGAGGAAUCCAAAAAGUCUUUGUAGACGAGGAUGUUUUUUCCAAUUCUUAUACAAGAGGAGUCUUAUUCAAGUCUUCCAUGAUACGAGAAUACUUUCCUCCAAGUCUCACAUAAUACGAGAGAGAAGCCUCCCAUCCCAUCCCAUCCUCACACAAGAAAAUUCCCAAAUCAAAUCCCACCCACACAAGAAGAAGAAGAUUUCUAUCCUCGUUCCACGAAGAUAGGAAUUUCAAAAUUUACCCAUCUAUCUACCUAAAAGAAAAGUCUUCCAGGUGCACGUGUUGACAGCUCCUCCAUGAGUUGCCACUUUCUUUCACGGCUCAUCUAUCACCUAUCAUCAUCAUUUAAUUCUACCA